AUGAAUUUUUUUAAUUUGCCAUCUUCAGAAAAGGAAGCUGUGCAAUUUCUUCAAGAACGCGGAGUGUUGCCAAGUGUACGGAUUUGUCAAAACAAUCACUUGGCAAAGUUAUAUUUUGGAAAAGAAAUAUUUUGGAAAUGCAAUGUUAAGAAAUGCCAAAAAAGGAUAAAUGUACGUAAUGAUAAUUGGUUUGCAAAAUCACGAAUAUCGUUUACGAUUGCCGUACGAUUUAUAUAUGGUUGGUCUCACGAAAUGACGAGUGCGAAAUGGUGCGAGCAACAAUUAGGUUUAAGCUUAAAUACAGUUAUUGACUGGAAUAAUUACCUACGCGAAGUAUGUGCAAUGGCUAUUGAAAAUAAACCACAAACAAAAAUAGGUGGACCGGGGAAAAUCGUCGAGAUCGAUGAAAGUCUAUUUUCGAAAAGAAAAAACCACGUUGGCAGGGUACUUCCCGAACGGUAA
Molecule: messenger RNA, 462 nt
Organism: Macrosiphum euphorbiae (potato aphid)
Lineage: Eukaryota; Metazoa; Arthropoda; Insecta; Hemiptera; Aphididae
Source: the annotation of a GenBank genome assembly